AUGUCGACCACACAUACCAGUCUAGACGCUGCAGCCAUCGAUCGAAAAGCCCGACUGGCCAAACUAGCCUCGCUCAAGCGCAAACAACCGGGUCCAGAUGUUACGGUUUCAAGCCAACAGGACGAGCAGGAGCAAGAAGGCAAAACAUCUACCACUGACACAUAUCUCUCAGGGAGAAACUACGAUGUGGUGACCAAGAAUGCGAAACUCGGGUUUGAAAACACCCCCAACUCCAACGUGGAGACUCUGGAAGAGCAAGCAGACCGCAUAGCAUCCACGACCGCUGAACAAGCAGCCAAGGACGGGGCUGAGGCAGAGAAGGGAAUCGAUCUGUUCAAACUUCAGCCUAAGAAACCCAACUGGGAUUUGAAAAGAGAUCUGGCGGAAAAGAUGAAGAUUCUGGAUGUCCGGACACAGAAUGCUAUUGCCAGACUUGUGAGAGAGCGGGUCGAGAAUGCAAAGAAAGAAGCCCUGGGUAAGGGAAAAUCUACACAGCCGGGUGAGGACGGCGUGGACGGUGAGCAGGGUGAAGAGGUUGGCAUAGAAGGUAGCACACUUGUCGAAGGCAUCCAUUUACGGGAGCAAGAGGACGAGAGAGAGGCCGCCUUUGAAGACGAUGAAGGCAUCUCUUGA
Rhinocladiella mackenziei CBS 650.93 is the source of this 633-nucleotide messenger RNA. RefSeq lists its product as uncharacterized. Gene Ontology annotation, cellular component: U2-type spliceosomal complex; post-mRNA release spliceosomal complex. The transcript has a single exon. The record is from RefSeq and is a predicted model, not a curated record. Lineage: Eukaryota; Fungi; Ascomycota; Eurotiomycetes; Chaetothyriales; Herpotrichiellaceae. The coding region runs from base 1 to 633 and encodes 210 amino acids.